AUGACGAUGGUUCUUCUUUGGACGCUCGGCCUCACCGGUCUCUUCACGUGGACCGAAGCUACUUGCGUGCCAGAUGCACCCGCGGAGCUACUUUCCAACACCCAAAUACUUGAUCAUCCUACUGUAGUCAAAGCGCUCAACGAAGCCAGAGAGCUGUUGCAGAAGCCUUACCAUGACAAUGUCACUCGAGACGGACUGAGUGUGGCAGUGGUUCACGCCUCUUCGCCAAUACCGAUAUUCACUUUCAAUGCCGGCGCCUUGAAAUUCAACGAAACAUCCUCGCGCCUUCCUAGGACUACCGAAGAUGUCGUUACCAGCGACUCCAUUUUUCGAGUCGCGUCCGUUACCAAGAACUUCGCCAUGGCCAGCGCCUUGGUACUGUCCCGGCUUUCGCGCCACGCCAUCACGCUCGAUACUCCAGUCCGAAAUCUCUUACCAUCCUUUCACCUCCCGGAUCUGGACUGGAAUGAUGGCGGCAGCGAGAUCACGCUUCGUAUGCUGGCGAGCCACAUGAGCGGCAUCACGCGGGAGAGUUUCAGCUCGAACUUCAAUCAAAUCUUGAGCACCGGGAAAGCCACCGCGGACAGUAUAGGGGAGCUGUGGGCCGCUCAGACAGUCGAGAACGUGAUUGAAGAGGUUAGAAAGACGAGCUUGAUGUUCAAGGCAGGAGAGAGAUCGGCGUACUCGAACGCAGGUAUCGGGAUCCUUGGGGCUGCUGUGGCCUCGUACUACAACGAAAUCACCCGCGAAGAUCUUACGUGGAGUGAUAUUGUAGAGCAAGAGAUACUAGAGCCGCUUAAUAUGACGAACAGCUUCUUCGGCCCGAUCCCCGAUAGCCUCAUACCAGGCAUUAGCGUGCCUGGAGGCGACAACUGGGCUGAUCUGGUUAUCGGGGAAGGAUAUAAUCCAGCCGCUGGCAUGUGGAGCUCAACAAACGACCUAGCAAACUACCUCCACAGUAUCUGGCUCCAACCAUCACCUUCCCUCAUCACAUCCUUCGAUCGGCGCCACGCACUUAAGCCGGUAUACACCCUUCCAGACGGCAAGCAGCAAGUCGGCCCAGGAUGGGAGAUCAGCCUCCGCUCAGUCUCGACCAGCUCCAAUACCAGCGUCACUGACUCGAACAAAACCUACAGUAUCUACGGCAAGUCUGGCAGUGGCGGUGGCUGGCGGUCCUGGAUCGAUGUCGUGCCUAAUCUCGGCUAUGGGCUUGUAAUCCUGAGUCAGACCGCGGGGCUCGAAGGAUACGAGAUGCUGUAUCCAGCAGCCUUGUACGGUGAUGUUCAAGAUAUCCUGAUUCCGGCGUUUGCGGAGGCGCUCGCCGCGCAGGUUGCGGAGAAGUAUGCGGGAACGUACGGAAGUGGGCGCGAUACAGGCAUCAUCUCCGAUGUCGUGAGCAGUAAUAGCUACAAUACGGCGACGAACGCGAAAUUGGAGGUACAAGAUCAGGUGUUGUAUAUGCGCGAGCUUGUAGUAAAUGGGAGCAGUGCGCUGGAAGCCAUCGAUAAGUUGAGCUGGCUCGACAAUGAAGGGGCUCGAUACUUCUCUAGACCAGCUGGCGUAGUACUAGAGCCUGCGGGCGGAGUGAGUGAAACAGCAGAGUUCGGUGAUGGCGCGCGAGUCUUCAGAAUGACGGCCGCUGGAGCAGAGCUUUGCGAAUGGUAUGAUUACGAUGGAUACAAAGAUCAGAAUGGUUGGCCUUUGACCAAGCUUGUGCUUGUCGACUCCGGCAACAAGACCGAGCUACACUAUCCGCCGUUCGAUAUCGUAGUCACGAAGCUAUAA
Molecule: messenger RNA, 1785 nt
Organism: Didymella exigua CBS 183.55
Lineage: Eukaryota; Fungi; Ascomycota; Dothideomycetes; Pleosporales; Didymellaceae
Product: beta-lactamase/transpeptidase-like protein
Exons: 3
Coding region: 1-1785 (594 amino acids)
Source: RefSeq, a predicted model, not a curated record